Drosophila kikkawai is the source of this 1180-nucleotide messenger RNA. RefSeq lists its product as uncharacterized. NCBI's taxonomy places the organism in Eukaryota, Metazoa, Arthropoda, Insecta, Diptera, Drosophilidae. The record is from RefSeq and is a predicted model, not a curated record.
ACUUUCAGUUAUCAACAAUAUCAAACACGGUUAAUAUCGAUAAAUUGACGACUUCUAUGGUAUUUAAGUAUUUCAGGCCGUCUGGUCGCACUUAAUGUAUUUCUUUUGCGCAUUUUUUGUUUACAACAACGACACGAAGAAACAUUUACAAAUUAAAUGGAUAUAUCCGUUUCCUCGCUAAACACCUCCACUCUGGAGGAGGACGAGGUGCGCCUGGGGUAUACUCAUGAUGACAUCAAAUCGUUUCUCUACAAAUCGUCCAUAGGCUGGUGGUUUCCAUUUGUCGAUGAGACCAAAGCCACCAAGCGGCUGCUGGAUCAGUUCAUGAUCUGCUUAACAACCUGCGCUCCGAAGAAUCUGAAGGAGCUGCUUGAUCUGUUCACGUUGUCCAUUAUGAUGAUGACAUACCAAAAGGACGAUUCCCAACUGAUGAAGGAGCGUUUGAACUUUGUCGAAACAGUCAGCCAACUUCCAUUCACUCUAGACACAGAAGGGGUUCAAUACAUUGCCAUUGGCUUGCACAAGAGCUUGGUGGAUGAAGCGCUGGGAAAGGAGCGCUUGGAACGAGUGCUGGACAUUCACGACGCCAUUCCCGCUUUGGUGAAGUCCUCGAAGCUGGGCAACGAUAUCGCGGUGGCCCUUCUGCUCACCAUUAUGGGGCAUUACGCGAAAGUACCAGUCGAAUUGGGGAGCAACAAUGCGCAGAAGGCCUUCGCAUUGGCCAAACUGGUUAAUUGGCAGGAGCUGGCGGACAGUGACCGACAUGCGGACAUGUUUAUGCUAAUCCGCACUUUCAGCUUAAUUAUCAACUGUCGCAGCUCGCGUGAAGAGUGUUCCGAGUGGAAGGAUCUCAGUGCGGAGAUACACAAGUACUUUCUGCAAGUGCGCAAGGCAUUUGAUAAUUCGAUGGUCUACGGGGCCUUUGAAAUGAUGGUAGAGCGCUUCAUUGCAUAUUGCGUUGUUCGAGGGGCCACAGCAACCCCCCACUUCUGCGACUUUAAGAUAUGUGACGAUACAAAUACAAAUACAACCAACGCAGAGGCUUAGAGCCAAUUGACCGAUUAUUUGUUAAGUGUAUAGUUUGUACGAGUAAACGUUAAGACAGUGCCUAAAGUAUUCUAUGUGUAUCUGGACAUAUUAACCAUACAGCUGAGAUGAAAUAAACACACCAAAUUACCUA